Symbiodinium pilosum is the source of this 5805-nucleotide messenger RNA. NCBI's taxonomy places the organism in Eukaryota, Dinophyceae, Suessiales, Symbiodiniaceae. The record is from the annotation of a GenBank genome assembly.
AUGGAUCAGGCGACCAAUGACUCUUCCCAGAAGCCGUUUUUGAAUGACAAGGGCAUCUUUCCGUGUGAUACCUGGACCAUCGAGGGCAACUACUUGAUUCGUCACCAUCGAGUACCACGUCGCAUUCUUUUCAGUCCGAAGUGUGCCCUCGACUGCCCCAUCUCUGAGGAUCGAGUGUUGGGAUCGCGUGUCACAGAGCUCAGGCCGGUGCGGCAAAAGGGUCUGACUCGCAUUCUGGAAGAUGACUGGCUCAACUCCUCGAAUCCCAACAGGGAUCUAUCAUAUCUGUGGACCGGUCGCACCCGCAUCAAGAUCAACCCGGUCAAGCUUGAACCGGCUCCUGCGACUCCUACGUCAACUGCUUCCGCAAUGGCGACCUCCUUGGCACCAGACCUCUUUCCAAGCUAUGAUGGAGACUGUUUUCCUGAUCACUGGGACAACGACCGCAAGGAGCAGUCCAAGAAGUACUACAAGGCCAUGCCGGAGGAGUUCUACACCAAGACAGGACGAAGGCCGAUCACACCAGGGAAUGUGAAAUCAUGGAUGGCUUCUGCCAAAGACCGUGGUCUUCGCUUCCAGUUUUGGGAGUGGUGUUCCGGCUCUGGACGACUCAGUCUUCUCUUGCUGAUGGCCAACUUUAUCGUGGGCUUCCCGGUCGACUACCGUUAUGGCUGGGAUCUGGCUCAUCCUCCUCACCAGCGUCUACUACGUGAAUGCCUGGUGGAGUUCAAGCCGGACAUGCUCUUUGGCGCACCUAGCUGUGGACCCUGGUCAGUUGCUUCAGCAAACAAGGACUCUGCUAAGCGAUUGGAUGAUCGCAAUCGUGAGUUGCCCACCUUGGAAUUUCUGAGUGACGUCAUGCUGUGGCAACACGAUCAAGGUCGAGCUUUUACUGCUGAACAACCUUUCGGUUCAGACAUGUUUAAAUCCAGUCCGAUGGCCAGGCUUCUGGAUCAUGAAGGUGUUCGUCUUCAACGAUUUGAUCAAUGCAUGCUGGGUGCUCAAGACGAGACUGGAAGACCUGUGCAGAAGGCCACGGGGCUCCUAAGCAAUCGCAGUUGGAAGCACAUCCGCAAGCGCUGCAAUGGCCAUAAAGGGCGAGGUCAUGGCCUGCUCCAAGGCCGCUGGAAUGGCAGCAACCGUACAGCUUUGGCAGCGGUCUAUCCCAAGCGGUUGUGCCAUGCGCUCGGCCAGGAUCUUUGGGCUCUUCUCCGGGCCGAUGGUGCUGCGUCACGGCAGUCAUGGCCGCGCUCCUUGUUUUGGCUGCGUGAGCUCUUGUACUCUUGCCAACGCUGUCAGCUUGGUCGCGGCUGCCCGGCUCACAUUGAGCAUACCUUUGUUCCUGGAGAAUGUCGCAUGGGCCAGCCGGCCAUUCGUGCAGCACGCGAGCCACCUCCUGCGCAACCACCUGCUUCUCCUGCGACUCCUGCAACACCUUCAGCACAACCACCACGUCUGCGCGUGAGUGAUCUGGAGGAUCCGACUGGUCCUUUCAAGCUGCUAGCUCGAAGUGGUGACUACAGCAUGAUUGCCUUGGCUCUGGACACUUCUGUCCGCUUCGCGCCCGAGGAGCGCUUGUACCUCAAGGCCGCCUUGGUUCAGCUCAUCCAGUCCUGCAUCGGCGUCUUUUCAGAGGCCAAUGGCAGCGACUAUGACCAUUGGCUCGAUGACCCGGUUCUGCUGCGUGUUUUUCAGGACAUCUUUGCGCCGGGGCUCAACGUUCUGGGUGUUCUUUGUUCAUUGCGGCCGUGGCGACGCAAGGUUCCUGAUCCUUAUCUUUCCUCCUCCUGCGCUCCAAUUCGGCAGCUCAUCCGUGGCAGUCUUAAGUCUUGGCAUGUGCAGGCUCCUGAGGAUAUGCGUCUCAUGUCCCACUCUCAGCUGCACGCUUCCGUAGAGGAAGCUGAUUGGCAUGUUCACGUCUUUGGCUAUGAGCCUUCAGAUACUCGUGUGGAUCGCGCUGAUGGUCGUUCCUCUGCAGCAGCCGUUCCGGUCGAAAGGAAAAAGGAUGGGCAGGCGGUAUCUUCCUCCUCUACUGCUCCACGGCAGUCAUCUUCGCCACCAGCGGAGGCAACGGCGCCAGAAGAUGAUAUACGUCCCUGGAACGAAGAUGGAGCCAUGGAAGAGGAAACUGAGCAUGCGGAGGAAGAAGAGUUCAAAGCAGUUCGACCGGACGAAGAAGAGAAGGUGCUCAAACCCCUCUUCGACUUCAAAAAGGUUUACAAGAGGCUGCAGAGCGACAUCGUGGCUAAGGAUCCGCAAAUGGCCAAGCGGCUCUUGUUGGGUCUGCGCGAGCGCUUCUACCACUGCCCGAUCGGUGAUUUUAAAAACAUGCUGCUGCGUGCUGGCCUCUCCUCUGACAUCCUGCCGUUGGCUGAAGAAGCGGUCAUGAGCUGCAGCAUUUGUCGGAAGUACGUCCGCAUGCCCAACCGUCCACAGGUCAAGAUAGGAUCUCACGCUGGAACUUUCAACCAACGAGUUCAGCUUGAUCUCUUUCAAUAUCAAGAAGUGUGGAUCCUUCUCUUGGUGGACGAGGCUACGCGGUUCAAGGCGGCUACUGACGUUGAGAGUCGCGAGUAUGGCCAUUUGCUGUCCAAGAUGCUGGACUCAUGGUUUGUGGUGUUCGGCCCUCCUCACCAAAUUGUGCUAGAUCAAGAGUCCAGCCUCAUGAGUCAUGCUGCAGGUCGAGAACUGGAGAGAUUUUCGAUAGAGCGAGUGCCAAAGGGCACGACCUCCGGCGCAGCAGGUAAGCAACAUACUGGGACAGGAUUAGUGGAAAGGCACAUUGCAUUGGUGGAGAUCACGAUGCUCAAGUUGGCUGCCGAACUUGACCGUCAGGGACUUCGUCUGACACCAGGUGAGCUGGCCAAGGAGUCCGCGAUGUCACAUAACCAAAGUCUAAACUACAACGGAGCCACGCCAUCCAUGGCUGUCUUCGGAGACAGCAGCAACAUUACGUCCGUGGCCGGGGUUCUUCAGACCGACAUCACUCCCUUUGAGAAGGCCCUCCGAAUCCGACAGCUUUCGCUUUCCAUGGUGCAACGUGCUGUGGCAGAGGACAGGAUAGCCCGAGCCGGACGCACCAGGACACACCAGCUGGACACAAACGCCCUGAUCCCAGGCACUACCACCAUUGACUUCUACCGCGAGGUUCAGGGCGAUGUGGGCUGGCGCGGACCGGCCACUCUGCUUCGACUGGACAAGGAUGAAGGCGCGGCAAUCCUCACGUACCAGGGACGACCGUACUUGGUGAGCUUACGGCACAUUAGGCCACACACACCUGGGGUCUUCCUGGUCAUGGACAGCCAACAGUCCACGGACUUCCAAUGGCUCCAAGCGAUGGCCCUCAAGCUUUCACCAUACAAGGCAGUGACCAUCGGAUGGGUUCCUGAGACAUCCAACCACUGUAUUUCGCGGCGUCGAGCAUCUUCGAGUUCUCUUUCCUACUCGGACGCAUGGUCGAAGAUAGUGUCUUUGGGCAAGGCACUUUCGAACCACAACGUUGGCGGUGCCAUGCUUGGCCAGGGAGUGCGAGUGCUUCAUCCACCAAGAGGAUCCUCUGGAGUUCUCCUGUUCUGGCGUCAAGGACAAGAAGGAUAUGGCAGUCAAGAGCACAACGAUGACUCCCCUCUGGCCAUGAAGAAGGUGACUGUCCACGACCUCGACCAGCUUGCGUUCAUCUAUGUCUUCUACUAUGUCAACGUGGCGUAUGAGCCAGCCUCCAAGCUUAAGGUGGUCCCUUCUGAAGGCGCUCUGGACUUGGCACAGCCUAUGGAUGUGGAUUCAGCCGAGAAGCUUCCAGCUCAGGUCAGCUCUUCGACAGGCACGUCCAUGGAUGUGGACGAGGCAACGGCCAAGAAGAGCAAGCUGGAAAACCUGGUGGAGUACCUUUUCUCUGAAAAGGUGGUCAGUCAGACUCAGCACAACCUCAUCAACCUCUAUUGGCUCAUGCGCCGCACCCAGAAGGUGCCACUGGACUUUCCUUCAAGCUGGCAAGCUCCCGACAACCACUUUGCCAUGGCCCAGUGGGAUAUCUACAUGAGCCGUACGUUUGCAGAGGUCAAGAAGGAGUUCGUGACCCAUAAUCAUCUGUUCGUCUGGCCUGGCAAGCACCAGGAGACUGUGUUUGCCGACCUUCUGUACGGCGAAGUGUACAAAACAGACGACGAUGUUGACAACAUCGCUGAAGAUGAGGUAUACAGCAUCUGGCCACUGGUGGAGGAGUCCGAUGCUGCCGAAAUAAAGCAGUUUGUGGACACGUGCAGCUUCCGGAAAAUGCACAUCAAUUCGUUGACUGCGGAGACAGUCCUGAUCGACUCAGUUUGGAUUAGGAAGUGGAAGCGCGUGCCGGCAGGCGACCGGCGCGUGAAGAGCCGGCUUUGUGCCCGUGGCUGUUUUGACAGCCAAAAGGAACUGCUCUCUACCAGGUCGACUACGGCAACCCGUCUAUCUCAACGUAUGCUGCUCAGCACAGCCGCAAACUCCUCCUGGGAGAUCGAAUCAUGGGACGUGAGUGGAGCCUUUCUCAAGGGUCUGUCCUUCGACAAGGUUCGCGAAAUCCUUCAGACCAAGGGCAUCGCGACUCCCGUCCGACGAGUGGCUGUGUUGGCACCGGCAAACGUUUGGAGGCACCUUGGCAACUUCAGCUCGGCCUUUCGCAUCGACCUUUCGAAGACUCACGAGUAUGUCCUCUUCUGCCUCAAGCCUAUCUAUGGGUUGAACGACGCUCCACUGGCCUGGCAGCUUUGUCUACACGGACACUUCGAGGAGCAGGGCGGUCGUGCGAGUCUUCUGGAUGAGAACCUCUUCUACUGGAAGGAAGGCGACAAGCUGAAGGCAAUCGUGACGACCCAUGUCGACGACUGCGGCGCCGGGGCCAAGCAUGAAUGGCUGACUCAGCAGCACAAACUUCUGGUUGAGAAGUUCGGCAAGGUCACCCGGCAGAUCCUUCCCUUCGUUCACUGCGGGGUGCAGUACUCCAAGAUCCCCGACGGCUUCCGGAUGACACAAGAUGACUUCUGCAAGAAGCUCAAGCCGGCAGUGAUCCCUUCGGGUCGUAAGGACCAAGACGACCUCACCCCUUCCGAGGUGACAGCCACCCGUCUCGAUUUGGUUGCGGAGGUGUGCCUGCUGCAGUCGCAAGUGACCCGUGCGAAGGUUGCACACCUCAGACAGGCCAAUAACACUGUCAAACGAGCUCAGUCUGUGGAGGCUAACCUUGGACUGCUGUUCAGGAAGCUUCGGGGUCCCCUUCGGGUCAUGUGCAUCCAUGACAGCUCAGCAGCUGCCAAUUCCCGUCAGUAUGCACAAGAAGGCAUCCUCGUCGUCUUGGCCGAGGACAAGCUACAGCAACUCAAGGAGUACGAGCACGUGCUUGACAACGACCAAGCCCGUCUUCUCGGGGGAACUGUCCACGUGCUGUGGGCUCAUGGAGCGAAGGCAAAGCGUGUCUCCUACUCCACGAGUCACGCUGAAACAUUGGCCGCCAUAUCCGGUCUCGAGGCGGCUUCCUUGGUGACGGUGAGAUUGGCUGAGCUGCUGUGUGUGCCAAAACCCAGCAUCCAAUCCCUCUUGGCUGUUCAGGAGCGAGGAGUUCGUCAACUGCCCAUCGACGAUCUGGGCGACUGUCGAGAUCUUUAUGAGUUGGUUUCGGGCGAAAGGGGCAUCACACAGGACAAGGGACAACGACUGUAUGUCCUUGCCCUACGCGAGGCUAGAAUGUCCCGACGUCUACGCUGGAUAGGGCUUGUGCCCACGGCCUCGAUGACUGCGGACGCCCUCACGAAGAGCAUGGUUGCCCGCCGAUGA